Mya arenaria is the source of this 2895-nucleotide messenger RNA. RefSeq names its product A disintegrin and metalloproteinase with thrombospondin motifs adt-1-like. The coding region runs from base 1 to 2826 and encodes 941 amino acids. The record is from RefSeq and is a predicted model, not a curated record. Lineage: Eukaryota; Metazoa; Mollusca; Bivalvia; Myida; Myidae. The transcript has 21 exons.
AUGACUGCAUUCUAUCUAAGCACCGAUAAAAAUGUGAAAGACGCAGUGAAAGCAUAUUUACCACCAACCAAGGAGAUGGCUAAAACAUGCAGGAUAAACAUAGCGACAGCAUCAAGGCAGGAAAUGGAGUUUCUCCGCUCUGUGAGGGCACAUUACGACAUCUGCUACAUGUGUGAUGAUUUCGAAGAAAACUGCACCACCGUUGGAAUAUGUCCAAAAUCGUCAUCUUGCUACCGCGGAGAAAGCCACGACAUAAGGUUAUGGCCAACGUUAACUGGUGAGGCGAGGCUCCUCCAUCCUCCUGCUGUGACACACGGUUGUUGCGAUACGUCCAAGUCACACUGUAGAUCGGGGACGCAUUUAGUGUACGAUCCCAACAACUCGAAACUCAAACGUGCCAACUACACAAUGAGUGUGUGCUCUGACUCGUAUCCAGUCCCGUGUAACUCAGAUCACACAUCUGCGCAAAGCAACUUCUCUCGGCUGCUGGCUACACUCGACGGACAUUGGGGCUCAUGGUCCGCCUACGGAGCAUGCGCAGUUACGUGCGGUUCCGGGAAGAAAACCAGGCACCGAUCAUGUGACAAGCCAGCGCCUGCGCAUGGCGGCCAUACUUGUUCCGGUUCAUCGACGUCUGAUACGACGUGUUUGUUAGGAGAUUGCCCGGUCGAUGGUCAUUGGGGUUCGUGGUCCUCUUACGGCGCAUGCACAGUAACGUGCGGUACUGGGAAGAAAGCAAGGCACCGGUCAUGUAACAGUCCCGCGCCUGCGCAUGGAGGUCAAUCUUGUUCCGGAUCUUCGACGUCUGAUACCACGUGUUCGUUGGCAGCUUGCCCGGUAAAUGGUCAAUGGGGUACUUGGUCGGCUUACGGUGCAUGCUCAGUGACCUGCGGUGCUGGAAACAAAGGAAGGCAUCGGUCAUGUGACAGUCCCGCGCCAGCGCAUGGAGGUCAUUCUUGUUCCGGACCUUCGACGUCCGAUGCCACGUGUUCGUUGGGAGAUUGCCCGGUAAAUGGUCAAUGGGGCACUUGGUCAGCUUACGGCGCAUGCUCAGUGACUUGUGGUGCUGGGAACAAAGUCAAGCACCGGUCAUGUGACAGUCCCGCGCCUGCGCAUGGCGGCCAUACUUGUUCCGGUUCUUCGACGUCUCAAUCAACGUGUUCGUUGGGAGAUUGCCCGGUUGAUGGUCAGUGGGCCACUUGGGCUACCUGGGGCGCGUGCAGUGUCACGUGCGGUUCUGGAACGAGCACGAGAACACGUGGCUGUCACGCGCCACAAUAUGGCGGCAAACCGUGCAACGGCCACUCAACUGACCAGAAAACUUGCACUAUGGUCAAUUGUCCAGUGGAUGGACAUUGGAACUCGUGGUCGGAAUAUGGAACGUGUGACGUCACUUGUGGCACGGGGUCACAAUCAAGGUCACGCACGUGUCACGAGCCCAUACAUGGCGGAAAACCGUGCAGUGGAGACGCUACCGGCACAAGAUCGUGCGAAAUGACGUCGUGCCCAGUUGAUGGACGCUGGAACACGUGGUCAGAAUGGGGAACGUGUGGCGUCACUUGUGGCACGGGGUCACAAUCAAGGUCACGCACGUGUCACGAGCCCAGAUAUGGCGGAAACCCGUGCACCGGUCAUUCCAGCGACACAAAGACGUGCACCAUGAUUAACUGUCCGGUCGAUGGAAGCUGGAACACGUGGUCAGAUUGGGGAAAGUGUGACGUCACAUGUGGGUCCGGAUCGCAAACUAGGUCACGCACAUGUCAUGAGCCCACAUAUGGCGGGAAACCGUGUUUGGGUUCACGUACUGGCACCAAAGCCUGCACGAUGGUAGCCUGUCCAGUCGAUGGACACUGGAGCACGUGGUCUGACUGGGCAACGUGUGACGUCACGUGUGGAACGAGCACCCACCUUCGGUCACGUGGCUGCACUAACCCCGCCCCUAAAAAUGGCGGACGACAGUGUGUGGGGAGUUCUACUGAUACAGAGGAAUGUGAAAUGGUUGAAUGCCCAGUGGACGGUGGAUGGGGUCAUUGGACCGCUUAUAACAAAUGCUCACAGACGUGUGGCGGGGGUCAACAGGCAAGGUCAAGGUCAUGCGACAAUCCAACGCCAAAAUAUGGCGGGAAGCAAUGUUUGGGUCAAUCACAACAUACACAGCAAUGUGGAACAGCUCCAUGCGUUGUUGACGGCGUUUGGUCUACGUGGCAAGCUUGGAGUGGGUGUUCUGUCACAUGUGCAGGCGGAAAUAGGACGAGAACGAGGCUAUGUGAUAAUCCCGCACCGAAAAAUGGCGGAGCGGAUUGUAAGGGAGAUAACUCGGGAACCGAACAUUGUAACACUGAUGCAUGUCCAACAUGGUCUGGCUGGUUCGCAGCCCCUUGUUCAGUCACGUGUGGCAGCGGAACACGCAUGCGCCUGCGCCACUGUAGUUCCGGUACCGACUCCGAUUGUGGUAGUGGCAAUGCGUUUGAAAAUUUGGCGUGCAUGGACCAACACUGUCCAGUCGACGGUAAGUGGGGCGAGUGGAAGGAGUGGACCACGUGCUCGGCAUCUUGUGAUCAGGGCACACGCUCCCGGUCACGUGAUUGUGAUGACCCGGCUCCCAAAUAUGGCGGGAAACAGUGUGUUGGCAGUGGCUCUGACGAAGGAAUGUGUCAAAUAAAGGAAUGCCCGCACUGGUCGUCAUGGCAAAAUGUGGGCAAAUGCAGUGUGACGUGUGGGCAGGGUUUCUUAGUGCUCAAGCGCAUGUGCAGUACCGGAAACGAUGUAGAUUGCACGGGAAGUUCCGCGGAUGAGCGACCAUGUAUUCCCACAGAAUGUGUUUGAAAAAUACAUCACCGUUCGUGUCGCUUGUUAUGUUGUUAUUUAGAUUAAAAGUCGAUUGGAUAAUCUGAA